This is a messenger RNA of Misgurnus anguillicaudatus (oriental weatherfish), 4838 nucleotides long. It is a transcript of the gene trpa1a, whose product is annotated as transient receptor potential cation channel, subfamily A, member 1a. NCBI's taxonomy places the organism in Eukaryota, Metazoa, Chordata, Actinopteri, Cypriniformes, Cobitidae. Gene Ontology annotation, molecular function: monoatomic ion channel activity; protein binding. Gene Ontology annotation, cellular component: transmembrane transporter complex; membrane. Gene Ontology annotation, biological process: monoatomic ion transmembrane transport. The record is from RefSeq and is a predicted model, not a curated record.
CCGGAGGUGAAGCCUAAUUGGAUUGAGCUGUACAGUACAUCAGCAGCAGGGAUAGCACAUAGCAGCAUCAUCUCCCAUCGUCCCAUACAAGAAGAAUCAGUGUCAGUGAUCAUAGCAAGUUCACAUGAGGAUGACUAAAACAACGUGCAGAAAUGACACUCGUCAACAUAUCCAGACAGUCCUUUGACAGUGUUAUGGAUGGGGAUGACAGCAGCCACAUACACACAAAUGUAUUUGAGUGGGCUUUGGAAGGAAACACAGAUGCUCUGGAGAAGCACGCCAAGUACCUUGACAUACGUGACCCUAGCGGUGCCAGCCCACUACACUAUGCUGCAUCCAGGGGACAUUUUUGCGCCAUCAAACUUAUUGUGCAGAUCACCGGACAACAAGGUGAUGACAGUUUUGAUAUUUGUUGCUGUCAUCUAGAUCUGCUAAGAAAGAAAAGUAAUGCAGAAUGUGAAUCAGAGAUGAAUAUCAGGGAUGAGGACGGCAAUACACCAUUGCAUUGGGCUGUACAGAGGGACCAGGCACGGAGCUGCGCUGUGUUGCUGAACCUGGGAGCCGAUCCGAACAUCCUCAAUAACAGCCACCAGUCACCACUACAUCUAGCUGUCAGCCUAGGCAAUAAUGCCCUGGUAGAACAACUUGUCCUGCAUAAACAAACUGAUGUGAACCUGGAAGGGGACCUGGGAAACACGCCUCUUAUAUUAGCUGCUUGUUUGAAUAACCAUGUGGCUCUAGGCAUUUUGUACACACAUGGUGCAAAACUGUGUCGUCAAAACAAACUCGGGCAUUUCCCUAUUCAUUCUGCUGCGUUUUUUGGAGCUAAGAAAUCAGUGGAGGUAAUUCUUCAGAAAGGGGAAGAAGCUGGUAUUUCCAUCGAUGCCCAUAUAAACUACGUGGAUAAAUCCUGCAGUAGUCCACUCCACCUGGCUGUACGUGGAGGAAAUCUUGAAAUAAUUAAACUCUGCAUUGCAUACGGAGCAAAGAUUGAUCAGCAGCAGUGUGAUAGGUCAACCGCUCUCCAUUUUGCAUGCAGUCAGGGUGCCAUUGAGGCUGUAAGAGUCAUGCUGUCGGCUUACAGUAAAGUGGGUGAACUUAUAAACAUCACUGAUGGAGCCCACCAGACACCUCUACACAAAGCGGCAAUUUUUGAUCAUUUUGAACUCUCCGAGUACCUCAUUUCACAGGGUGCUGAUAUUGACUUUGUUGACUGCAAAGGCCAUUCACCCCUCCUACUGGCAACAAGUUGUGGAGCAUGGAGAACUGUUAAUCUGCUCAUAUCGCAUGGGGCUGAUCUGAAGAAGAAAGAUAAAUCUGGAUGCAAUUUUUUGCAUCUCGCAAUUUUGCAACCCAGGGGUCUGAAAAACCUGCCCACAGAGGUACUGCAGCAUGAGAGUGUAAGAGAGCUCUUGAAUGAUGAGGAUAUGGAGGGCUGUACUCCUCUUCAUUAUGCCUGUAGACUGGGAAUACCGGAGAGUGUGAAGAAUAUCUUGGGAUUAGAGGUCUCACUGGAUCAAAAGUGCAAACAAAAGAAAUCUGCACUUCAUUUUGCAGCUGAAUAUGGAAGGAUCAACACAUGCCACAGGCUUCUGGAGAUGAUGACAGACACCAGACUGUUGAAUGAAGGGGAUGAGAACGGACUGACCCCGCUGCACCUGGCGUCUCGUGGCGGUCACGUUAAAGUUGUCGAACUUCUUCUCCGCAAGGGGGCGUUGUUUCACAGUGAUUACAGAGGAUGGUCGUGUCUGCAUCAUGCUGCAUCUGAAGGAUACACACAGACCAUGGACACUUUGCUGGCAUCUAACAUUAAACUUCUGGACAAAACUGAUGGAGAUGGGAACACAGCUUUACAUCUGGCAGCCAGGGCAGGACAUGUGGCUGCAGUAAGACUGCUGUUAUACAGAGGAGCCAAGAUUAUCCUGAACAAGAGUGACGCUUCUUUCCUUCACGAGGCUGUACAUCAUGGGAGGACGGAGGUUACUGAUGCUGUGAUCGAGAGUGAUAGGUGUGAGGAGGCUAUGACAACAUAUAAACCAAAUUCAGGAAAACGCUGCAUCGUUAUGGACUUGAUUGAGUUUCUUCCAGAAUCCUUUAAACAUCUUCUAGACACAUGCAUAAUGGAGGCAGAGGAAGAUGUAAACUCCUGCAAUUACUUUAUUGAAUACAAUUUCAGGUGGCUUCAGCAUCCACUGCAAAAGUCUAAAAAGGAAAGUGGGACAAGAGACGGCACCUACAAACCUCUCAAUGCACUAAACGCUAUGGUUCAUUUUAAUCGUGUCAGCUUGCUGACCCAUCCAGUCUGCAAGAAAUAUUUAGAGAUGAAAUGGAAUGCUUAUGGCAUCAAGGCACAUCUCCUUAAUAUGACUGUGUACGCACUCGGGGUGUUUCCCUUAACAUACCUCAUCGUGAGCUUGAGGCCCACACUAAACACCGCACACAAUGUGACAUCAGUCAACAUGGUCUGCACAUCCCUGCACAAGCAAUCCUAUUUUACAACAACAAGCAUGUUCCUCAUUCUCGCUAUGAAUUUGUAUGCAGUUGGAAAGGAGAUCCUGCAAAUGGUUCAUCAGCGAGUGAAUUAUUUGCGAGACUCAUCUAACUACAUGGACUGGGCCGCCGCCAUCUCCGCCCUGCUGUUUGUGGUGCCGCUUCUGCUGAACACAAAGGGCUCCUGGCACUGGCAGGCUGGGGCGCUGGCCGCUCUGGCCUCCUGGAUUAAUCUCCUCCUUUAUCUCCAGCGGUUUGAACGAAUUGGUAUAUACGUGGUAAUGUUUCGAGAGAUCUCCAGCACACUGCUAAGCAUUAUCGUGCUGUUUUUCUACUUGAUAUUGGCAUUUGCUUUGUCCUUCUAUGCCUUGAUGAUCGAACAGCGACACUUCAGUAGGAUGUUCCUUUCGCUGAUGCAGACCUUUGUCAUGAUGGUAGGAGAAAUCAACUACCAGGACAAUUUCCUGAAACCCUUCCUGCAGGGAACUCUUCCAUUCCCGAACUUGACGCUGGCAAUGUUUGUUUGGUUCGUCUUACUUGUACCCAUUCUUCUCAUGAACCUACUGAUUGGUUUGGCUGUCGGUGACAUCGCGGAGGUUCAGACAAAUGCUUGCUUGAAGCGUAUUGCAAUGCAGGUACCUAUUAUUUUUUCUCCUAAGGCGUACAAAGUUCCUCUCUCAGAAACAGCAUUGCUCCACAAGCACUCAUACUUAACUCCACAGAUUGAACUUCACACUAAUCUGGAGGAGAGGCUUCCCUACUGGUUUAUGAAGAGGGUGGACCAGAUCUCUGUUAAGGAAUUCCCAAACAGAUGCUUCAGAGGAAAGAAAAAGUGGUUUUUCUUUGGGAAUAAAGUGAAGAGGGUCAGGACUCGUCUUAGUCCCACAACACCUCAGUGCACUCCGGUAGAACGGGAGCUUACCAAACAGAAAUACAGGCUGAAGGAGAUAGCAGACAUUUUGGAAAAACAACACAACCUGCUGAAGCUCGUAGUGCAAAAGAUGGAGAUCAGCUCAGAGGCUGAAGACCACGAUGGCCCGCCAGUCUUUCAAGAGCUGAAAGAGAAACUCCUCACUAGAAGCAAAUGGGGACCUCUGCUCAGGGCGGUUACUGCGAAAAGGAAAUGAGUUUGCAUCUUGCGUCACGUGUUAAGGUGGAAAAAGUUAUCAAGUUUUUAUUGACAGGACUUGCAUUUACACGUGGUAUUGUGUGGCUUAUAUUUUUCAGUAUUAACUUGCUUGGGCACAACAUUAAGGUCAAAACCAAAAACAAGCAAACCUUUACCGCAUUUGUUAUUAUACUAGUUGAAAUUUAAGGCCUGCUUUAUAUAACUGAAUGAGCACUGAUUCUGUCAUAACAAAACAAUAAAAUGGCAAACGCUUAGUUGCACACACCUGCAUGAAAACUCAUUGCUAUUUUCUAAUAAGGUCACAGUUUUUCAGAGCAGUGAUUUGAAUUAAUUAUGGAUUAUUAGCAAGGUAAACAUUUAAAAUAAAAAUAAAACACAACAAAACAGAAUGGUAAAUUGGUUAAGGUGAACAUGAAUAUCUACAGCUAAAAUAAGUCAGUACAGAUUAGCUCAGAUGCAGAAAUAAUCUUAGGAUUCUUUGGCCUUUUUGGUCUCUCCUUUUACUGUCAUUUUCUUCCUCUUGAAUCCAGUUUGCUCUGUUGGGAUACACAACUUUUAAUAUCAAAGGAGGUCAUUCUAGAGCUCAAGAUAUAUCACACAAAACAUCAGCUUCUGACCUUUGCCUGUCGUUUUAUUUUGCUCCUCUCUUUGAGCGGACUGUCUUGAAGAAUGUGAGGAGGUGGAGGAAGAAGAAGAGUUAGGGAGCUCCCUUCUCUGUCUGUGACCAUCCAGCAUGUUUACAUCCUGGGCAUUUCCUAGAGAAAGGGGUGUGGUUUAGUAAGAAGGGGAAGAGCACCUGCCUAUAUGGUUUUCGGAGGCAAUAUUACAAUUUCCAUUACCCGUCAGUUUUCACCUGUUUUGAUGAUUAGAGAUGCAUUUAGAGAGCACAAACAAAAUCAUAAAGCUUGUUAGUACAAAGCCAUGCAUUCAGGUAGAACUGCAGCCAAAUUUAACACUUGAGUUGAAGGACAUUAAGACAUUAAAUGGAAUAUAGAUAAGAAAAUGUUUAGGUACUUUAACAUGUACUUUUCAAUGCUCUAUAAAAUUUUACUUUGCAGGAGUUGUUAUAUAAUGCUUAACAGAUUGGAUGUUAAAUGUUAUUUAAUUGUUGUGUAUUAAAAGCAAGAAUGUUAAUAAAAGUUGCAAUAAUGCAUCAGCCAUUUCCUGAGGUGUUUUACGUUUAAAGUAUAAAAUACACCGAAUAAAUACGAAAUAUAAA